AUGGUGAUCCAUUGUUUGGUACAUCUUGAUCGUCGAUUUUGGCAGCUAAAGGAAGUAUCCUGCUCUCUCGGGUGCAAGAGGAGAAUGAAGAUGGAAAACGAUGAGGAAUAUAACUGGGAUAAUACAACCUCAGUGUCAGAGUUCAUCCUGCUGGGGCUCUCCAGCCACCCCAAUACACAGCUGGUGCUCUUUGUGUUCUUCCUAGCUAUCUACCUGGCGACCCUCUUUGGGAACAGCCUCCUCAUUGCCCUUGUCAAGAGUGAUUCCCGUCUUCACACACCCAUGUACUUCUUUCUGGCUAACCUCUCCUUCCUAGAUAUCAGCUACACGACCACCACUGUACCCCAGAUGCUGGUCCACCUCCUCUCCACAAAGAGAAGCAUUUCCUAUGUUGCCUGUGUUGCCCAGAUGUACGUCUUCCUUUCUCUGGGGAUAAGUGAGUGCAUCCUGUAUGCUGUAAUGGCCUAUGAUCGGUACGUGGCCAUUUGUCAUCCCCUGCGCUACACCGUCAUCAUGAGCAGGUCAGUCUGUGUCAAGAUGGCCAUCAGCUUCUGGGUAUCUGGCUUCUUUUUUGCCAUGCUGAAUACAGGCUUCACGAUGAGGUUGCCCUACUGCAACUUAAAUGAAAUCAAUCACUUCUUUUGCGAGGUGCCAGCCAUCUUGAAGCUGGCCUGUAACUAUUACUAUUUCUACUUCACAUGCCAUGUAUGA
Alligator sinensis (Chinese alligator) is the source of this 711-nucleotide messenger RNA. Its product is annotated as putative olfactory receptor 13C6. NCBI's taxonomy places the organism in Eukaryota, Metazoa, Chordata, Crocodylia, Alligatoridae. Gene Ontology annotation, biological process: G protein-coupled receptor signaling pathway. Bases 1 to 711 code for a protein of 236 amino acids. The record is from RefSeq and is a predicted model, not a curated record. The transcript has 3 exons. Gene Ontology annotation, cellular component: membrane. Gene Ontology annotation, molecular function: olfactory receptor activity; G protein-coupled receptor activity.